This is a messenger RNA of Calidris pugnax (ruff), 858 nucleotides long. RefSeq names its product beta-1,4-galactosyltransferase 1-like. Gene Ontology annotation, biological process: carbohydrate metabolic process; protein N-linked glycosylation. The record is from RefSeq and is a predicted model, not a curated record. NCBI's taxonomy places the organism in Eukaryota, Metazoa, Chordata, Aves, Charadriiformes, Scolopacidae. Gene Ontology annotation, molecular function: cytoskeletal protein binding; beta-N-acetylglucosaminylglycopeptide beta-1,4-galactosyltransferase activity. The transcript is spliced from 5 exons. Bases 7 to 858 code for a protein of 283 amino acids.
AGCGGCAUGAUGGAGCCGUCUCUGCCCGGCACCUCGCUGCAGCGGGCCUGCCGCCUCCUCGUCGCCUUCUGCGCCCUCCACCUCUCGGCCCCCCUGCUCUACUCCCUGGCGGGCAGCGCCCUGGGGCCGCCGCCUCGCCGCCGCCGCCGGGACCCUGCCCCGACCCCUCCCCGCUGCUCGGUGAGUGCCGCCCCGUCGGGGUUUCGUGGAGGGGGUCGGGGGGCUCCCGGCCCUGUCCCGCCGCCGCCGCCCGUCCGCUCGGAUGGGGCGCCGCCGGGACCCUGCCCCGACCCCUCCCCGCUGCUCGUUGGUGCACUACGUGUGGAGUUUUCCCAGCCUGUGAACCUGGAAGAAGUGGCGAGAAUAAACCCAGAGGUCAAAACAGGAGGUCGUUUUGCUCCAAAGGACUGUAUAGCACUUCAGAAAGUAGCGAUAAUCAUACCGUUCAGGAACCGAGAGGAGCACCUGAAGUACUGGCUCUAUUACCUGCACCCAGUCCUCCAAAGACAACAGUUAGAUUAUGGAGUGUAUGUUAUCAACCAGGAUGGAGAGGAAGAAUUUAACCGUGCUAAACUGAUGAAUAUAGGAUUCGCAGAGGCUUUGAAAGAAUAUGACUAUGAUUGCUUUGUGUUUAGUGACGUAGACCUCAUCCCAAUGGAUGACAGGAACACCUACAAAUGUUACAGCCAGCCGCGACACCUCUCCGUUUCCGUGGAUAAAUUCGGAUUUCGGUUGCCUUACAAUCAGAUUUUCGGAGGUGUGUCUGCCUUGAGCAAAGCGCAGUUCACAAAGAUCAACGGGUUCCCAAACAAUUACUGGGGCUGGGGUGGCGAAGAUGAUGAUGUCUAUAACAGGUAA